AUGGAAGAUGCAUGUACAGGAGAGGAGGAAAAUUAUUUUAUAAGUAUAGACACAAUUGUAAGUAAAUAUGAAUCAUUUUUAAACAAUGGAUUAGGAUAUGAUGAAUUAAAUACACUUAUAGAGAACUUUAUUUAUCAAUAUAAUUCUCUUGAUGAAUGUGAAGUAAAAUUAAUUGAAAUAAUAAAAAAGUGUGAUAAUUAUAAAUGUAAAAUAUUUAAAAAUAAAUACUUAUUUAUAACAAACAUUAUAAAACAAAUAUGUCAUACUGAGUUAAUACCAAUCAUUUAUAAUGAAAUAUUACAAGAGAAAAAUGAAGAAAUUGAAUCUGUUUAUUUGAGUAGAGAUGAUUUUAAAUUGCUAGAAAGCAAAAAAGAGUCAGAUGAUAAUUUUAAAAAAAUAUGUGAAAGAGUAUAUAAAAAAUAUAUAUUAGUAUUUAUAAAAAUUCUAUAUUAUUCUUCAAAUAUUUCUUCUAAUUUACAUAAUAAUUUAUUAAGUUCUUUGUCAUAUAUUUGUAUAUUAAUAUCAAAAUACCAUUCUUUUAAUACCCCAAAUGAAAAAUUUUCAGAGCUUAUUUAUAGAAUAUUUUGGAAUUAUUUUUCUAAAAAUUUUGAUAUUAUUAAUGAAAAUUCUAUUUUUUUAAAUAAUGAAGAAAGCGAUAUAUCUUCAUCUUAUUCCUCUGGUUAUUCUGAACUUUACACUGAAGAUCGAUAUAUGGAAUUUGAAAAUAAUAAUAGCAAAAUUGGUGAUAAUGAAAAGUCUGAGUUUGAUGAAAAUAAAAAAAAUGAAAUUGUACAUGAUUUAAUUGUUUCUACAGAAAAAGAACAUCCAGGAGAAAAAAAAAAAAAAAGAAAAAAUGAAAAAAAAGAUGAUUUAAAAAAUGAAAAUGUUACUAAUGAAGUGAAUCAAAAUAUGGAAGAAUCUGGUGAUAUCAACAAAAUACAAAAUGAUGAAAAAGAGAAAAAAAAAAAACGAAAAAAAAAAAGAAAAGAUAAGGAAAACAUAGAAAAUAAUUCUAAUAAUAUGAAUUCAAAUUUAAACAAUGAAAAUGAUGAGGAAAAUAAAAUAAACAAUAGUAGCAAUAUAGAUGAUAAAGAUUCACAAAAGUGUAAAAUAGAAAUAACAAAUAAAAAGGAACAAACAGAAACACCAAUUAGUGAUAAAACUAGCCCAAUUUGUUCUGAAACAACGCCAAUCAUUCAAGGAGGAAAUAAUUUAUUACCUGUAAAAAAAAAACAAAGAAAUAUAAAUAAAGUUAAAAAUAAUGAGGAAAAUAGCGAUAUAAAUAGCUCUAAAAUUGGUGAUACAUUAUUAAAGUUUGAUAAAAAAAAUGCCAAUAAUGCAACAACGAUAUUCAAUUUAAACAACGGAAUAGUACCAGUAGAAGAAUUGAAGGGAAAUGAUAAAAUAGCUAAUAUGAAUAAAAAUAAAGAUAUUCAUAAAAAAUUCGAUAUUAAUAAUGAAAAUGUCAUGUUUGUUAAUAUAAUUUUAAAUGUUUAUAUUAAUUUAUUUAAUACAAAAAAAAAAAAAAUGUUUAUUUUUUACGAUGAUAAUAAAAUUCAAUAUAAAGAAUUUCUUUUAAAUAAUAUUGAGAUAAUAAUUAAUCAAAUGAAAAAUAUGAUAAUUAAAAUAAGAAAUAAUUUAGACGGAUCUAUUAUUUAUUUUUUAAGAUUGAUAUUUUUGCUUAUCUUAUUUUUAAAUAAGCAAGCUAAAAAAUAUUCAAAACAUAUCAUAGAAGAUAAUAAUGAUAACAACAGUUCUUGUAAUUAUAAUUAUGAUAUAGAUAAAAAAAAUCAAACACAUAAUAUGCUAGAUCGAAAAAAAGAGGAAAAUGAUAAUAAUAGUUCCUCUGGUUCUAGUUUAGAUAAUAGUAAUUCAGAUUUAUCUAACUCUAUUCCUGAUUCUAAUUAUUUAACACUUAGUAAAAAAAGAGAAAUGAUAGAAGAAAAUAUAGAGCAACGGGAAUAUUUUAAUGGCAAUUUUAAUGGAAAUUUUAAUGGCAAUUUUAAUGGAAAUUUUAAUGGAAAUUUUAAUGGCAAUUUUAAUGGCAAUUUUAAUAGCAAUUAUAAUGGCAAUUUUAAUGCCAAUUUUAAAGGUCUGAAUAGUGCUAGUAGUGAUAUAGUUUUAAACUCUGAUGAUAGUAAUAUGUUUGUAAAGGGUUUUAAUUAUACUUAUAAUAUAGGAGAUAUUAAAAAAGAGUUUAAUAGAAAACAGAAUAAUGUUAGUCCAAUUUUGGGAAAAAAUAAUUUUAUAUUAAAUGAUGAAAAUAACUCAAUACUUGAAAAUCAAAGUGCACCCAUAAAUAACAGUUUUAACAUAAAUAAUACCAGAAUACCAAACGAUUAUAAUUAUUUAAAUUUUAAUGAUCGAAAUGGUGAUUAUUCAGAUUUUGGAAAUAGCAACAAAUCAUCAAACUAUAAUGGAAUGCCAAAUGAAAAUGGUUUAUAUAAUAACAGUCGUGAUAAUUUAUAUUUAAAUUCUAAAAGCCUUUAUGAGGAUUCUGGAUAUAAUAUGAAUGAAUAUAAUAAUAUGGAAAAAAUAUCUCCAGAAUUCAAUAAAAAUAUAUAUGGACGUCAAAAUGUUGAUACUAUAAAUAUUAGCAAAGAUGGAAAUACAAAUGUUUAUCAUAAUAAUUCUAGAAGUUUUAGUAAUGGUAUAUUUGGAAGAGAUAGAAAUGUUAGUAAUAUCAAUCGGGGAAAUGAAAUUCCACGAAGAUCUACAUCAAACUUGAAUAGUUCAAGAGCAGGGUCUUAUUUUUUAAAUAAUCUAAAAAAUAUAUAUCAAGGACAAAAUAAUAGUAAUUAUAGUCCUACUAUUAAUCAAAAUUUAGAUGUAGCAAAUUCUAAUUCUAUAAAUUCAUAUAGAGAAGAUUGUGAUGUGAUGUGGAAUGGUGAUGAUAAUAAUAAUAUUUUGAACUUUAAUUACAUACAAAAUAAUCUGAAACCAAAAUCGAAAUCUGAAACUAUACUUGAUUUAUUAAAUGAUAUAUAUGGUACAACAAAUCAUAUUAAUAAUAAUAUAAAUCAUGGAUAUAGAAAUGCAUAUAAUAAUUUUAGUUCAAAUUAUUAUGAUAAUAUUCAUAACAUAGUUAAUAAUAAUUAUGAUAAUAAUAAUAAUCUUCUUGAAAUGUUAGAUACACUUUUGAAAUGUGUAGAAAAUAAUUUCAACGAAGUAAAUAUUUUGAUAGUAAAUAAAAUAUUUUUGUGUAUGUUAAAAAGUUUAGAGUUUUGCAACGAAUCAAAUAAAUAUAAAAUAUACACAUUUAUAAUUAGUAAAAUUGAUAAAUUUAUUAAAAUACGAAGAUAUGGAGAUAAUAAUUCUACUUUAAAUAGUUAUAAUUGUUAUUUUUUGUUAAAUUUUAUAUUAAAUUUGUUUAAAAAUGAAUACAAAAAAAAAAACAUUUGGUAUAUACUAUUCGAGAUUCAUGUUAAUAAAAUUAGAAAAAAAAAUUAUUUUAAAAUGAAUACAACACAAUUUGAUGAAAAUAUAAAUGCAGCAGAUGCUGCAUAUAACAACAUUGGAACUAACAUUAUUGGAAAUGAAAAUCCCCGACGAAGUAACAGCAGUAUGAUAAAUAUGAUAUCUCCACCAAUAAUAAAAGGGAAACAAAUGAAUUUAAAUAUGUAUCAAAAUGAAAUGAAUAUGUAUCAAAAUGAAAUGGGGAAUUCUAUACAAAGAGGUUUUUAUAACAAUACUCCACGAAAUGAUAGUAACAAUUUGGGUUAUCUAGAAAAUGAAAAAGAUUUUAUAGAAAUGAGUGAUGGGAAAAUUUUUCUUUUAAAUAAUAUAAUAAAUUUUUUAUUGGAAUGUUGUAUUAGUAAAGGUCCAGUAAUAAGAUAUACAAGUUUGAAAAUAUUUUAUUUGAAAACAAUAUUAUUAAUAGAAUUUUUAAAAAAUAAAAAAUUAAAUUAUGAAGAAAAAUUAUUGAAAAAAUAUAUAUCUAAAAAUAUUUACCAAAAUUUUUUUUUAUGUAUAUUUAACACCUUAAAAGAACAAGAUACAAAUAUAUUUAUUUAUAUAAAAUUUCGAAAUUUAUGUUUAAAUUUGUUAUACAUUUGUUCAAAAUUAUUAUCACAAAAAUUUUUAAAAGAAUUCUAUGAUAAAAUAAUUUGUCCAAGCUUAUUUUGUAUUGAACCAUUUUAUAAAAAUAAAGAAUCAGAAUUAAAUACUAAACUAAAUUUAGAUGAAGAAAAGCUAAAACAUAUAUAUUCUAUUUUCAUAAAAAAUUCAAAGGAUCACUAUUUAUUUUCAUAUAUUAUGUUAUUUAGAAAUAUAAAAAAUAUUAAUCUAAAUUUUAAAAUUUGUAAAAAUAUUAUUAAUGUAUCGUUAGAAGAGCUUCAAGUUAUAUUAGAAAAUUUAGUUUUAAAAGAAAAAAAUCCGAAAAAAAAAGGUGGAGCACAAAUAGAUCAAUAUAAUAAUACUAAAGAAAAAGGGGAAAGAAAAAAGAGAACUAGUAAAAAUAAUAUUAAUGUAAAUGAUGAAAAUUCAAAUAAAGCAGUAGAAGAAAAUAAAAUAAUACUUGAAAAUGAAAAAAAAGAAGAAAUUGAUAACACAGACAAAUUUAAAAGUUUUGUUGAAAUGAAAGAAAAUACACAUUCAAAAAAAAAAAAAGAACCUCAUAAAAUAGAAUGCUUAAAUGUAAAUAAUAUAAAAAUAAGUGACUUUUUAUGUAAUAGUAUAUUAGUAAAUAAAAUAACAAAUGAUAAAAAUAUAGAUCUAAAAGAAGAAAUUUUUAAAAAUGUAUAUUUUAUAAACAUUUUUUAUUUUUUAGAAUUAAAAAAAUUAAAUUGUUAUGAUAAUAAUUUUAUUUACUAUGUUUUAAAUUCAAUUUUUUGUUUUCUUAAUAUAUAUGUGAAUCGAUUUGCAUUUUGUCUUUAUUUCCUUAAUGACAUGAACGAAUAUACAAGUGAUGUUGAUAUUUCAGUGACCUCUUUUAUGGAAAAUACAAAAAUGAAUGAGAAAAAUAUAAACCAAAAGAAAGAAUACAAAUUUUCUGAAGAAUUUCUCCUUGAAUUUUUAUCAUUACUAAAAAAUUCAUUAUUGGUUAUUUCACUAAUUGAAGAUAAUUUAAUUAAUAUAAAUAUUGAAACGAUAUUAAAAAAAAAAAUAAAAGGAAAAGAGUUGAUAAAUAUAAAAAAUUUUAAAAAACUUGUUAUUAUAGAAUUACAAAAAUUUUAUUUUGUUUUUAUAAAAAUAUUAAAUGUUGUACUUAUACUAAAUAAACUAUAUGGAUAUUGUUUAACCCCAUUUGAAUAUUUUUUUUUUAAGUUAGUACAAUUUUUAGAUAAUGAGCUUAUUGAUAUGCAUACAAAAUGGCAUAUUUUAAAAUUAAUAAAAUUUUUUUCUUAUAAAAAAAAAUUCAACGACACAAUUCAUAGUAGAAUCACUCACUUUUAUUCGAAAAUCAAAUAUAAAAAAAAAAAAAUAUUCGAGCACUUUUCAAAAAGAGACAUGACAAAUCACGAAUAUGUAGAAUACCCCACAAAAAGACCACCUGAGCAAAAUAGCCAAGACAAAAGUGAAGGAGAGCAAAAUGAAGGAGAACAAAAUGGAGGAGAACAAAAUGGAGGAGAGCAAAAUGAAGGAGAACAAAAUGGAGGAAUACAAAAUGAGGGAAUACAAAAUGAGGGAAUACAAAAUGGAGGAAUACAAAAUGAAGGAGAACAAAAUGACGGAAAACAAAAUGAGGGAAAACAAAUUACCAAUUGUGCGAAUGUGAAGGAAGGCAAAGAGAAUGGUAAUGAAGCGAUUGAAACGGGAGAAAAUGAAAAAAAAAAAAGAAGAAGACGAAGUACAAAAUUAUCAAAUACAAAUGUAGAGAAAAAAAAUGUUAAAGAUGAAAUUAAAAUAGAAAAUUUAAAGAAUGAACAAAAUUUUGAAAAAGUAAAAAAUGAUAGUGGUGAUGUAACAACAAAUAACAAUGAGGAAACAAAUAAUAUUUGUGGUAAUAAUAUCAAUAAUGGAAAAGGAAAUCGAGAAAUUAAAAAAAAAAAAAAUAACACCAAAAAGGAGGAUGAUAAAGAUCAAGAACAGAAAGAUGAUACUACCCCAACUAACAAUAUAGAAAAUGUAGAAGGGAAUAAUAAUAAUUUUAAAGACGAUAAUAUUAAUGGUAAUAUGCCAAAUGAAACUCAAGAUAUAAAAAUAACAUUAACAGAUAAUACAGAAGAAGAAGCAAGACGAAGUAGAUAUGGAAGGAAAAGUGGUGUUAAUAAAAAAGAAAAAAAUUUUAGUAUCUUAAUAGAAGAAGAAAAUGAGCGUAAAAAAAAUGCAAGAAAAAUAAUUGCAUCUAGAGGGGUUGCAAAAACAGGUGGCAGGAAAAGAAAUAGCAAUAAAAAAAUAAUCAUAGAAACUAAUACUGAUAAUAAUGUAAAUAGCGAUAUAAUUAAUAAUGAAAUUUCUAACGAACCCAAUGAUGAUAAUAAUAAUAAUAAUAAUAAUAAUAAUAAUGAGAGUAUACAAAAUGAUCAAAUUAAUAAUACAUGUGAAAUUUUUCAACAAGAAGAUAUUAUUUCAACUUUAGUAAAAGAAAUAGAUAUUGGAAAAAUCAAAGAGGAGGAUACAUUAAGAGUUAGCACAAAUAACAAAAAUAAAAAUCCAAGUCCUUAUAUUAUUGUAAAUAAAGGAAAUGGCGAGCCAGAAAAAUCAAUCAUAGAAAAAAGACACAAUAACACUACACACAUCAAUAUAAAUAUGAACUAUAAUUCUAAUUUCAAUAGUGCUAAGGACUAUAAGUUGGAGAAUAGUUUUUAUGAAAGUAUCGAACUUUUUUUAUCAAGUAUUUUUAUUUUUGGAAAAAGUGAUAAAUUAAAAAAAACCGAUAUUUUUAUUGAUAAUUUAAAAAAAAUGAAAGAAUUAAUUGAAUUUUGUAAAAUGUAUAAUAUUGAAAAAGGGAUAGAAAAAAUUCUAAAAUAUUUAUUCUAUUAUUUAAGUAAAAUAAAAACUAAAAAAAUAUAUAUUUUUAAUAUGAUAAAAUUAAUUAUAAAUUCAUUAUUAUAUGUACCAAUUUCGAAAAAUUCAGAUAUUCCAUUUUUUUUUAUCUCUUUUUGUUAUUUAUUUAAAAAAGCUUCUAAAAAAUAUUUUAAUCAAAUUAUUAUUCAUAAUUUUAUUAUCAUUUCUUCUGCUUAUGUUAAUAUAUUAAAUAAAAUUUAUUCGAGUAACAAAAAGAUAUACAAUGAUAAUAAAACAGAUGUGAGCACAUGUAAUACACAAAAUCAAGAAAAUCAAGAGAAUCAAGAGAAUCAAGAGAAUCAAGCGAAUCAAGCGAAUCAAACGGAUCAAACGAAUCAACCGAAUCAAACGAAUCAACCGAAUCAACCGAAUCAAACGAAUCAACCGAAUCAACCGAAUCAAACUGAGUACAACCAAACCAAGGAUAACUUAAAUCAAACUUGUGAAAAUGUUACUCUUAAAAAAGGUGAUGAUAAUAAUGUAGAAAAAGGUAAUCCUUGUGAUGUUUUAAGAAAUGAUAUAAUUUUAUCCAACGAAAUCACAAAAAAAUGUAGUGGGGAUAAUGGAAAUAAAAUAAUAAACAGAUUAAAUGGAAAUAAGGAUAGUAAAUCAAUAAAAGUUGAACAAUAUUUUUAUUUUCCAUCAAUAAAAAGUGAAAAAAAAAAAAUAACUGAUGAGUUGCUAUUAAAUUUAAUAAAUUUAUAUAUAAAUUUUAUGUGCUCAUUUUAUUCUUAUUAUUUAACAUUAUAUGAAGAUAAUUAUAUUAUUAUGAAAAAUAUAUUGAUUAUAGGAAUUCAUAAAUUGUUAGAUAUAAAAAGAAGAGAAAAUAAAAAAUUGUCAUGUUAUAUUUUAUCAUUUAUUUAUAUUUUAAUUUGUCUUUUAUUAAAAGUAAAAAUAAAGGAAGAAUUCGUAUUAACAUUAAGAAGCUAUAAAUUCAGUAAAGAAAAAAAGAAUGAAAAAAUUAAAGAAGCCAAAACAAGACAAACAAACCGAGGUACAUAUAAUAAUAAUUAUAAAUUUGGAAUAAAAGGUGAAGAUCAUAAUAAAUAUGCUGAUAACAAAAAUUUUGAAAACAAAUAUGGAAACAAUAAAAAUGAAUCAGAUGAAAUGAAAAAGAUUAUAGUAAAAUAUUUAAUCAAUGUAAUUGAUGAGGAUAAAUGUAAGAAUAUAAAUUUAAGUAACUCAAAUAAAUUAAGCCAAAAUAUUAAAAACAUAUUAAAUAAAAAUAAAUUUGAUGAUUUAGGGGGAUACAAUUAUUUUCCAAAUCAAGUUUUUUAUAAAAAUAAAAUGGAUAAAAAUAUUGAAAAGAUAUUUCUUUCAAAAAAAAAGAAUAAAUUUGUUAUAACAUCAUCAUUAAAUGUCAAAAAAAAUUUAAAAGUAAUUAAUAAUAUUUAUGAUAAUUUUUCUUAUAAAUUUUUAUUUACGCUUUUGUCGGAACCUAUAUUAUAUGAAACAAACAAUAACACAAUGAUAAAUCAUGAUUUUAUAAAUGAUAUGGAAAAUGAUCAAAGUUAUAUAAAAUAUAAUUUAUUAGAUUAUAUUAUAUAUUCUUGUUUUUAUGUUAUUUUUUCAAAAAUAAAAUUAGUGAGAAUUAAAAAAAUAAAUUAUAAUAUUGAUAAAAAUAUGAAUAAGAAAAAAAAAAAUAAAAAAAACACAAAAAACGAAAGCAAUAAUAAUACAAAACCAUUUCAAAUGGAUUCUUACAUUUAUAACACAAAACAAAAUUCGAUUUUUCAAUUUUAUUUAUCAAUUGAAAUAUUAAAUAUAAUUUUUCUUAAUAUUAAAUAUCUUCCUUUUAAUUCAAUUAAAUUAAUUAUAGACACAUUUAUAAACAAAGCAAUGUUAUCUUUAUGGAUAAAUGAUAAAACUGAUAAUAUUGUAGAAAACAAAUUUCAAAAUUUAUUUUUUAAUUUUUUUUCUGGAAUUUUUUAUUUGCAAUCACCAAAUACAUUUAUAGAAUUACCAAAUUUACUUUAUCAAUACAAUAAAACACUUCGUUUUUUACAACUUGUAUCUUAUUCUAAAAUUUUUAUUAAAAAAGACACUACAAUAAAUUCCACUAUUUUAGAUAUAAUUAAUUACUGUUUCCCUCCAAUCAAUGAUGAUAGUGAUCAAAAUAAUUCUGGAAAAACAAAUGAUGAAAAAAAAGUAAUUGAAAUACCUCAACGAAUAUUGCGAAGCAAAAAAGAUAAACAAUUGUAG
Messenger RNA from Plasmodium yoelii, 9150 nucleotides. Its product is annotated as conserved Plasmodium protein, unknown function. Lineage: Eukaryota; Apicomplexa; Aconoidasida; Haemosporida; Plasmodiidae. The transcript has a single exon. The record is from RefSeq and is a predicted model, not a curated record. Bases 1 to 9150 code for a protein of 3049 amino acids.